This is a messenger RNA of Sphaerodactylus townsendi, 1529 nucleotides long. RefSeq names its product transcription factor HES-5-like. Gene Ontology annotation, molecular function: protein dimerization activity; RNA polymerase II cis-regulatory region sequence-specific DNA binding; DNA-binding transcription factor activity, RNA polymerase II-specific. The coding region runs from base 64 to 546 and encodes 160 amino acids. The transcript is spliced from 3 exons. Gene Ontology annotation, cellular component: nucleus. The record is from RefSeq and is a predicted model, not a curated record. Gene Ontology annotation, biological process: regulation of neurogenesis; regulation of transcription by RNA polymerase II; anterior/posterior pattern specification. Lineage: Eukaryota; Metazoa; Chordata; Lepidosauria; Squamata; Sphaerodactylidae.
GCUCGUGUCCUUCCCACACAACACAUCUGAAGCCUAACCGUUCCUUGUGCGCCUGGCGACAGCAUGGCACCCACCGCCCACAUUGUCUCGCUGGACAUCCUGGCCUGCAAAGAGAAAAACCGAUUGCGGAAGCCCAUGGUGGAGAAACUGCGCCGUGACCGCAUCAACAGCAGCAUCGAGCAUUUGAAAUUUCUGUUGGAGAAAGAAUUCCAGAAGCAUCAACCCAACUCCAAGCUUGAGAAAGCAGAUGUUUUGGAGAUGACCGUCAGCUACCUGAAAUAUAGCCAAACAAUAGCACUCUCUUCUGAAAACUUAACCCAGGAUUACAGCAAAGGAUAUUCAUCCUGCUUGAAAGAAACGCUGCAGUUCUUGGCUGUUCAUUCGGCAAACACCGAAACCCAGCUAAAACUCUUAAACCACUUCCAGAAGUCCUGGGCCACAGCUGCGAAACAGGUGGCUUCUCCUUUGACAUCUUCUCCGGCCCUUCAACUGACCCCACAAAAGCCAGCGCCGAAACUCUCCUGCAAAUUGUGGAGGCCUUGGUAGAAAUGAAAGACUUUUGGUGGGGAGGGAAAUGUUUGUAUGCGUCCUAAUAAGAGAUUUGCGAGGAAUUAGACAUUGGUUGUACAAAUGUUCGUUGCUCCUCUAACAAGUAGGAAAAAAUACAUCCCCUUAAAAAUAUUCCGACAUGUCACAGUUGGGACUAUUCGUUCAGAAAGAUCUGAGUUCUCCUGUCGCUACGGAGAGAAACCAUUCUAAAAGAAUGAAUCAAAAAGUAUUCCUUGUAUUAGGAAAAUUCUAUUUAGCUGUUCUAAGAGAAUAUUGAAUGGCUCUUAACCUUGAAGAGGUUUUUCUCCCCUUUAUAUUGUUCUUAAGGGACAGAAAAGAGAUCUUGUGUCUGUGUACUGGGGAGGGUGUGUGUGUAUUUUGCAAACAAGUAACUUCCAAGAAGUUUAUGCUGAAGUUUCCCAAAAGGAUGUCCUGCAGAAAAAAUAUACUCAACAGUGUUUUGUACUGCUGUUUAGCUGUUCAUACAAACACAGGGACCUUCUUGCAAAAUUCAGCCUACAGCUCUAUGAUAUUUGUAGAAACUAUUGCUAAAGGAGGGGGAAAUGUUACUAAGUGACAGCAGUGUGUAGAGGAUGUUCUUCGAUUACGGUUGGCUCUCUGGAGCAGCGUAUUUGCGUCCGAGAUGUUUACAGAAUGCUUUUUAUAAAGGCAGGAACAUGGUUUUGUAUCCUCAUAGGAAAAAAAGUAACAGGCCACUGUGCCGAUUUAAUUUUUUUUUAAUUUGAAAAGUUUAAGAAAGUCUUUUAUGAAAGGCAAGUUGUAUAAAUGAUAUUUACGUAUAUUUGUACCGUAAUUGUUAUGGCACAUUAUCUUUGUGGUUACUGUUGUCCUUAGAGGAUGUUCUCUGAUUGUGCUUGAAAUGCACAGAAUUUGUAACCUGUUGGAAACUGGGAUGACGUUUCUGAAACUUUUGCACAGUGCUAAAAAUAAAUGGAGAAAUAAAAACCUGCUUGAGUAAA